AUGUUCUUCCGCACUUCUCACGUCGUGGCCGCCAUGGCUCUUUUCGAAGGGUCGUUGGCAAAAGACUGGCUCAGCCCCGAGUACAAGUUCUUCUACCAAUUUCCCCUGCCAAUUCCUCCAGUCAAGCAGCCGAAAUUUCAAGUUACAAACCCCGUGACGAACAAGCCGAUUGACUACUACGAGAUUGAUGUCCUGCCGUUCAAGAAGCAGGUCUACCCCGAUAGGGGGCCGGCUUCGCUAGUGGGCUACGAUGGCAUGUCCCCCGGUCCUACCUUCUUGGUUCCCAGGGGCCGGGAAACCGUCGUUAGGUUCACGAAUAAGGCGGUGACCCCAAGUGCCGUCCAUCUUCACGGCUCAUAUUCGCGGGCACCCUGGGACGGAUGGGCCGAGGACUUGAUCAGGCCGGGUCAGUACAAGGAUUACUACUAUCCCAACAGCCAAAGCGGCCGCUUCCUCUGGUACCACGACCAUGCCGUGGAUAUCACCGCCGUCAACGCCUACUUCGGACAGGCCGGCGCCUACAUCAUCCAAGACCCCGCCGAAGACGCCCUCGGCCUCCCGAGGACCUACGGCGUCGACGACAUCCCCCUCAUGCUGUCCUCAAAGAUAUACAAACCGGACGGCUCCCUCCUCUCCCCCGCCGGCGAGACCGACAGCCUCUACGGCGACGUCAUCCACGUCAACGGCCAGCCCUGGCCCUUCUUCGAGGUUGAGCCCCGGAAGUACCGCCUCCGCUUCCUCAACUCCGCCGUCUCCAGGUCCUUCAUCCUCUACUUCCGCCGCCAGACCGGCGCCGCCGAGGACCUGCCCUUCCAGGUGAUCGCCUCCGACGCCGGCCUGCUCACCAACCCCGUCAACUCGACCACCCUCACCAUGUCCAUGGCGGAGCGCUGGGAAAUCAUCUUCGAUUUCUCCCGGUUCGCGGGCCAGAACGUCACCCUGCGCAACCAGGACGACGUAGGCAAGGACAAGGACUACGCCUUCACGAACCAGGUGAUGCGCUUCGUCGUCGGGGCGAAAACCACCGCCGUCGACAACACGCUCGUGCCCGCCAAGCUGCGCGACGUGCCCUUCCCGUCCCGCGGCCCAGGCCUUGCCGCCGUCGACAGGAAGUUCGAGUUCCACCGCCAGAACGGCCUCUGGAAGAUCAACGGCGUGGGCUUCAGUGAUGUGCGCAACCGCAUCCUGGCCAAGGUGCCCCUCGGCACCGUUGAGGUUUGGGAGUUCGAGAACUCGGGCGGCGGCUGGACGCACCCGAUCCACGUGCACCUCGUCGACUUCCGCAUCCUCAGCCGCACCAAGAAGGGCCGCGGCGUGCUCCCAUACGAGGCCGCCGGCCUGAAGGACGUGGUGUGGCUCGACGCCGGCGAGACCGUCCGGGUGGAGGCGCACUACGCGCCGUGGGACGGGGUGUACAUGUUCCAUUGCCACAACCUCAUCCACGAGGACCACGAGAUGAUGGCGGCUUUCAACGUGACGGCUCUUGCUGACUUUGGGUAUCACGAAACUUCCUUCGCGGAUCCCAUGGAAUCUCGGUGGAGGGCGGUCCCUGUCAAUGUUGCUGCUUUUACUCGCGAGGUCAUCACGAAGAAGGUCCAGUUCAUGGCGUCGCUGCAGCCGUACAACAAUGCUGAAGACGUCUUGCGCAGGCUAGAUGCGUACUGGGCUGCUCGAGGCGGCGCGAAGAUGAGGAGGGUUAAGCGGGCUGAGCAGUAG
Molecule: messenger RNA, 1716 nt
Organism: Colletotrichum karsti
Lineage: Eukaryota; Fungi; Ascomycota; Sordariomycetes; Glomerellales; Glomerellaceae
Product: multicopper oxidase
Exons: 4
Coding region: 1-1716 (571 amino acids)
Molecular function (GO): copper ion binding; oxidoreductase activity
Source: RefSeq, a predicted model, not a curated record